Nezara viridula (southern green stink bug) is the source of this 1612-nucleotide messenger RNA. Lineage: Eukaryota; Metazoa; Arthropoda; Insecta; Hemiptera; Pentatomidae. The record is from the annotation of a GenBank genome assembly.
GGGAGAAGGUCAUAAAAAGUUUGAAUUUUCGGUAGUAGGUUCGUUCACGUUUGAGAGGCAGCAAUUGUAUAUACUCUAAAUUUCAGUGUGCUUUUUGGUUUAGUAAAAGUUGAUUUGUCUCUCCAUUUUUAAAACAAUUUUUUGCUGCCUCUUUAGUUUAUAAAUUUCCGGAGAAAAUGAGAGACCAGAGUAUCGACUUCAACCAACAAUUUAAGCUUUCUGUGGUAGAAAAGGAUGUUAUUGUAAUUGGUAAUGGUCCAGCUGGGCUGAGUGCCAGUUUUUUGUUGGCUGGCCAUCACCCUAUCUAUAACGGAACUGGCCAUCCUGACCCAAUGCUCUCUGCACGUUUAUCCUCUCUUUCAGAGGGAGAGUCCCUAAUGUCUGAAGAAAAACUGCAAUUCUUAGCCCAGGGAAUGGACGAAUAUGGAGGUACAAGUCUUGUGGGCACAUUAUUUGAUACCUUAAUGCGCCCUGGUGCAGUAACAGGACUCGACAUCUUAUCACCUGUUACCUGGUCUCUUGCUCUUCCUAUAGACCAUGUGGUUCUUGGUGAUGGUCCUCCUGGCGGUAUUUGGCAGAGAUUGGACCCAGAUUUGCUGACUCUUUCGCUCAGUUCAUGGAUGGAGCUCCCUGGUCUUAGAAUAUCCUCAGAUAGUCAACAACAACGUAUUACCGCUAAAGAAGUUGCAGAAUACUAUAAGAGAUAUGUAAUGGAGUUAGGGCUAUCAAGAUACUAUGAGGAAUGUAGAGUUGUAUCAGUAAGACACCUACAAAAAAUGCCAAAGACUAAUUGGGAAGUCAUAACUGAGGAUGCUAAUGGCAACAGGAUUAUUUAUCAAUCAAGGUUCAUCAUAUUAGCAACUGGAUCAUGUAUUCCAAAAAAGCUUGGCAUUAGAGGUGAAGAUGAAAAUAAUAUUGUUCAUGAUUUGCUUUCAUUUGAAGAAAAAUUGUCUAAUUUUACGGAUCGGCAUUGUCGGGUGUUAGUUAUUGGUUCUGGUCUUAGUGCUGCUGAUGCUGUGCUCCUGGCACGCUUCAGAAACUGCCAGGUUAUUCAUAGCUUUAGAGCUGAUGAUGUCACACUUGGUUCUAUGUUACCUGAAUCAAUGUAUCCUGAAUAUCAUAAGGUCCAUCAGAUGAUGAAGCAUAAUCAUGGCUACCCAGGUUAUUUUGCUUAUGGUGGCAGUACUGUUAGUGACCUUCAAUCUAACCAUGCAAUUAUUAAUGUACCCAGUCACAGCAAGCCUAUCAUAGUGGAGUUUGAUGUCUGUGCUGUACUCAUUGGUAGCCAUUCCGAUUUAUCAUUCCUGAACAACUUUACUUCUGGCCUUGAAUUGACUAGAAAUGAGGAGAUGAGAGAAAUAGACCCAAAGAGAAAUCCUGUUGUUGUAGACCCAUGGACCUAUGAAACCAGCAGGUUCAAAGGAAUUGGUUUGCAUGCCAUUGGUUCUCUUGUUGGAGACAUAUACGUGAGGUACAUACCUGGUGGAGCUGUAGCUGCUGUCUCUCAUAUAGUUAAUACCAUCAAAAUUUGUAAUAACGCUCAUUGAUAUUACCAAAGAUAAACAAGGACUUGUAAAUUUAAUUUGUAAAUAAAUAAUUAUUUUUAAAACAA